GGAAUCGCAUUCACUUUCCAAACUCGGAAACUUACUUGUCAAUCUUUCCGAAAAAAGUUAGUCAUCUUCUUAAACAAAAUGAACGCUAAAUUGAUCUUCGUCACUUUUUACCUGGUUGGGAGUGCCUUGUCCCAAUCCGCGCAGCCCGUCCAGCCCGUCAGUUCGGAUAACAACAAUUCCAAUAACGGGAAAUCGGAGGGGGCUUAUCCAACUUAUGUCGGUGGUUAUCGGACCUCCAGCCAUCCCAUUGGAGGAUCCUCUUCCCCAAGUGUGAACUACCAGCCAAGCAGCCAACAACGUGAGACGUAUCCUGCCACCACCUCCUCCUUCUCACGUGACUCGUACGGCACCAGCAGGGACGCUUCUGGGGGUGGAAAUCCCAUCUUUGGCGUCUCCAGUGACGCCAACUUCCAACUUUCUGCCUACUUUGGUCAAAUUUUCUGGGGUUUCGUCACCGUCUCCGUGACGCUCGUGGUGGCCAUUUGGGUUAUCCGAUUCUUCUCCGGGACCGACGUGGUUGGCGGGUUUUUCAACAAAAUUAAGGACUCGUCCGCCACCGGGAAGUCCCUCGACCUUGACGGCGUCACAAAUAUGGUGUACGACGCGUUGGAGAGUUAUGGAAAAUGGGCGGCGAAAGAGGUUCGUCACGCGGUGGAUGUCAAUUCCAAGGGGCGAUAUUAAUUUAUUAAAUUGUGGUU
Folsomia candida is the source of this 698-nucleotide messenger RNA. RefSeq lists its product as uncharacterized. The transcript is spliced from 2 exons. Bases 79 to 681 code for a protein of 200 amino acids. The record is from RefSeq and is a predicted model, not a curated record. Lineage: Eukaryota; Metazoa; Arthropoda; Collembola; Entomobryomorpha; Isotomidae.